Molecule: messenger RNA, 2325 nt
Organism: Psylliodes chrysocephalus
Lineage: Eukaryota; Metazoa; Arthropoda; Insecta; Coleoptera; Chrysomelidae
Source: the annotation of a GenBank genome assembly
AUGUCAGAGCCCACAAGGGCCCCCAUAACCACUAAUGUCGGCUUCGAAACACAGUACACACGAAGACUGAAAGACAGGUGUAGGCCUGAUUACAAAGAGCUGAGCAAAUACGCUAAAAUUCAAUCCCCUCAGAAUAUUAGAAAGGCCAAAGUUAAGAUACUACCAGUCCUAAACGUAAGUAGAUACUCUAUACCACUUACGGGCACUAACAAUAACACCGGGGUCAAUAUACCGGUAGCUAAGGAACCGCUCGCAAAAAAAUUCGAAGAACGACCUUCAAACGACCCUGAAGUGUUAGAAACAGCAGAAAGCAACAAAGCUGUUGCUAUACAAACCGUCCCACCUCCACAAUCAAAAGAGGACCUUGAAAAAAUUCUGACGGAAGGGGACUCGGAUGACCUCGAGUUCCAUGACUCAUCCGACGCCACAAUGGACAGCCAGGAUGAAAAUACUACUAAUAAUAGUUCAAAAAACUCAAUCAUCCAAGUAGAUAAGGAGUCUAACCCCAUCCCAACUCCUUCUACAGGAGCAAAACCGAAAUUUAAAACCCUCCCCCUACCCUCAAACGUGGUUACCACACUACUUGAUUUUAGAACCAAUAAUUAUCAAAUAGAACCUAACGCAAUCACAGGGGAAGAUCUCCCUAAGGUUGACAUAUCACAAGCUAAUGACAGUGUAGAUAAUACUCAGACUCAAGGUGGACCGAGUAGCUUUAGGUCUGAGUAUGAAUAUGCACUGUCAAAUACAAACGAUAACAAUUUAAACAGAGUCGCUGAAAACAUCUUCAGAGAAGAUGCAGCGACAUCAGGUGAAGAAAACGCACGAUCACGCAGACCUAGCGUCCCGACAAAAGAAGAGAAAUUACCACAUUCUCCAAAUAGUCGCUUCGCACGCAGAAAAGAGGGAGAACCUAUUACGCCGGAGAAAAACAUGGAUGUUGAUGAACCGAUUCCCAAAGAUAACGAGACACCGUUCACUAACCCGAGAAGGUUCAGCUCGAACUUUCAAAGACUCAUCAGGGAAAAAACAAAAAAAUCUCUGACACCGACUAAAAACAGAUUCGAGCCUCUAACUGACGAGUCUGAUUCCGAUCAAAUCGAUGAUGAUGAGAUCGGAAAAAUAGUUAAAAAAAGGAAGAAAGCAGCCAGUAGUAACACCAAACCGGUAGAAAGAUCAACCAGUGUUAACUUAGACAAUAUAGAUGUCAUGGCAGCAAACACUAAUGACAAAACCAACAGGUCAAAAACCACGGAUGUAAAACAAGUUAAAACUAAAAUUACAAUGCCACCCAUAGUAAUUGAUGGGAAAACCACCAACCCAAAAAACCUUAUACAGGACAUUAAAGCCAUUGCCAAAGGUAGUUUCAGUAUAAAACAUACGAACUACACUACCGUCCUAUUUAUAGAUGAGAAGGAAGAUCAUGAGAAAGUCCUAGCUAACAUAAAACUUGACAAGAUGCCGUAUCACACCUACACAAACAAUGAAGAUAAAUCCCACGCCUUUGUCCUGAGGGGAUUGUCAGAGGGCACAAAAAUCGCAGACAUAGAACUAGAUAUGGAGGAACAGUAUGAAAUCAAAACUAGAGCUAUCUACAAAAUGAAAACGAAAGAUCGUCCUCUAUAUCUAGUUAUUACCGACCCAGCGAUUACGCUGGACUACCUGAAUAGGAAUGCUCGGCGAGUACUCUACACAAGAGUUGUGUGGGAGUUAAGAAAAUCUGCUAAACAGAUUAUACAGUGUCAUACAUGUCAAGGCUGGGGGCAUGCAACGGCAAACUGUGGACGUCCAGCCAAAUGUCUCAAAUGCGCGGGGGAUCAUCAUACCCGCACAUGUACAAAGACUCGGGAAACACCGGCUACCUGUGUAAACUGCGGGGGUGAUCACCCCGCGAAUUAUACCAAGUGUAAAGCCUAUGUGGAUAGGCUUGAAAGGCUAGAGGAAAGGAGAAAACCAGUGAAGCAGCAAACAAAAUAUGUGCCUGCUCCCCCACCUGCGGUUAACAGAUGGGAAAACAGGAGACAACCCACUAGAAACUUAGAAGAAUUCCCUGCUUUACCAAGCAGGAGCCAAAAUCCAAGCCAACCAGAGAGAAGCACAAGAAAUGAGAGGCCAAGACAGGAAAAUGAGGGUAAGAUCAUGAACGAUGUCUCGACCCUAAAUAAUGAAUUAAUAGAGUUAAAUAAAAUCAUUAACAUCGGCGAAAUGACUAGAGCCGUUAGAGAAUUAAAUGCAAAAAUGAGACAAUGUAAAACAGGACAACAACUAUUCGAAACAUACAACGAUUUCAUGACAAACAUUGACUUUAAUUUCAAUUUAAGAAACUGA